Molecule: messenger RNA, 750 nt
Organism: Bactrocera neohumeralis
Lineage: Eukaryota; Metazoa; Arthropoda; Insecta; Diptera; Tephritidae
Exons: 1
Coding region: 1-750 (249 amino acids)
Source: RefSeq, a predicted model, not a curated record
AUGAUUCGCGAUCAAAUCAUACUUAACACACCAUACGAUCAAGUCCGCGCAGCCGCUCUUCAAAAAUUACAACCAUCACUAGAAGACGUACUCUUAAUAUCUGAAACAUACGAGACAACAACAAAAACAGUAGCAACCAUCAAAGAGAAUACGAAUUCAUCCACCAUGCAGGUGAACGCAAUGCAGACACGCAAAAAUUGGAAAAAAACAACUAAAGAUGAAACGAAAAGAGAACAGAACAUAAAUGCUAACGUAAUGAAACAAGUGAAAUUGAAGUCGUGUGCAGGUUGUGGCAUUUCGCACAAUAGAGAAGAAUGUAAAUUUCGUAAAGCGAUAUGUAAUAAAUGUGCCAAAAAAGGACACAUUGCUGCAGUUUGCAUGUCAAAUCAGAGCAAAAGUAUUAUAAAAAGCACAACGAUUCCAGAGCGAAAAUGGAAUCAAAACAAACAAGAAAAUGAACAAUAUUUUAGUACCUUGGAUACAGUGAACAUUGUAAAUGGCAUAAUAGAAGAUGAAGCAAAUAAAAAGUGUAUCAAUUUAGAAAUCUCUAACAAAGUAAUACAGUUUCAAUUAGAUUCUGGCGCAACCGUUUCAAUAAUCAAUUUAAAGACGUAUAACAUAUUGAAUAGACCGAAAUUAGAGAAGUGUACAAAAACAUUAUAUGCAUUUGGACAGCAGCCUAUUCCAAUAUUAGGUGAAUUGCACACUAAAGCAAAGUGUGGAAAUAAGCAAAAGCGCAUUGCACUAUAG